Messenger RNA from Spodoptera litura, 1175 nucleotides. RefSeq names its product sulfotransferase 1E1-like. Lineage: Eukaryota; Metazoa; Arthropoda; Insecta; Lepidoptera; Noctuidae. The record is from RefSeq and is a predicted model, not a curated record. Gene Ontology annotation, molecular function: sulfotransferase activity.
CGGCCAAUGGUAAAGGUGCUCUUGUGUUUAAAAUAAAUAUUAUUUUAUACAUAACUGAUUCAGGGAAAAAUGGAGCAGGAUCAUCAGCCCUUUCCCUACGAGUUUGAAGAGAUGACACAAGAAGAAAAGGAUGAAAAUAAAAGGCUUUACAAUUAUCCCAAAAUUGAUUUGAUCCGAAUGGGCCCAAAGGGGUACGUGAUGCCGCGAGCGUACAAAGAGCAAGCUGAGAGCAUUUACAACUUGCCAAUCAGACCUAGCGACAUCUAUGUGGCCAGUUACCAGAGGGCAGGUACAACGUUGACUCAAGAGCUGGUAUGGCUGUUGGCGAAUGACUGUGACUUCAAAACUGCGUUAGAAGUGCCCAUCACUCACCGAUAUCCGUUUCUGGAAAUUUUCAUGUUCUACAUCGAGUGGAAAAAGGAUCGUUUGGCGAACAUCCACGAAGUGGAGGAGUCGAAGAGGGAACAUCUCAUAAAUGCGAUGCAAGUCAUGACACAGCCAGUCAUGGAGAAACUGGCGUCGAUGCCGUCUCCUAGGUAUAUUAAGACGCACCUACCAAUGUGCUGCUUGAAUCCCACCAUAGUGGAUACGGCCAAGGUGGUGUACGUGGCAAGAGACCCUAGAGAUAUCGCCGUCUCUUCAUACCACCAUGCAAGACUCUUUGUAGUAUUCGACUUCGCAGGAACCUUCAAAGAAUUUUGGAAUUUAUUCAAAAACAACCGCUUUCCGAUGACUCCAUAUUUGGAACACGUAAAAGAAGCCUGGAAUUUAAGACAUCAUCCAAAUAUGCUGUUUUUGUUCUAUGAAGAACUGACAAAGGACUUGAAAACAAGCAUAAAUCGAGUGGCAGACUUCUUAGGCAAGAAGGUGACGGAGGAGCAGAUGGCUCGCCUGUGCGACCACCUCAGCUUCGAGAACUUCAAAAACAAUAAGUCUGUCAAUUACGAGGGCCUGCGGGAGUUCGGUAUGAUGACGAAAGACGAAGUGUUUAUUAGAAAAGGUAAAGCGGGAGGAUGGCGAGAUUAUUUCGACGAGGAGAUGUCGCAGCAAGCUGAGAAAUGGAUCGAGGACAACCUGAAGGAUACUGACCUGCGCUUCCCUCCAACAAAAUAAUCAUUGCACUAAUGUACUUAUAAUAUAUAUCUAUUAAUUCUUAAUAUAUAUCUAUUAAUAUC